UCGAACAGAUGGUUUCAGAGGUGGACGCCAAUGUCAUCAUAUGGCGGCAGCAGCAGCAGUAGAUGCCUGCAACUGUUAGAGAAGUGCAAGAACAUGAAGCACUUGCAGCAAGCUCAUGCACAAGUAUUCACAUGUGGGCUUGGCAAUAGCAGCUUUGCCUUAAGCAGGGUCUUGGCCUUCUGCUCAGACCCAAAUCAUGGAAGCCUCUCCCAUGCUUGGAAACUCUUCCAACACAUCCCACAACCCACCAUUUGCAUCUACAACACCAUGCUAAAAGCUUUAUUGCUCAGAAAUGAUCUCAUCCUAACCAUCAAUGUAUUUACCAAGAUGUUGCAAAAUGGGAUGUACCCAGAUAAUUAUACCCUCCCUUAUGUGUCAAAAGCUUGUGCUAGGCUGCAAAGCUCUUGUCUUGGAGAAUUGGUUCAUGGGUGCAGUUUGAAAUUGGGUUUUGUUUCUGAUAUCUUUGUGGGUAACUCUCUGAUUGUCAUGUACUGUGCAUUUGAUGAUAUGAAAGCUGCAAGACACAUAUUUGAUGAAAUUCCUAGCCUAAGUGCUGUUUCAUGGACGGUCAUGAUUUCUGGCCAUUCAAAGGCGGGUGAUCUCGACACAGCAAGACUGUUCUUUGAUGAAGCUCCUGUGAGAGACAGAGGAAUAUGGGGCGCCAUGAUUUCUGGGUAUGUGCAGAAUAAUUGUUUCAAGGAAGGUCUUUAUAUGUUCCGGCUGAUGCAGCUUACGGAGAUAGAGCCUGAUGAGGCAAUUUUUGUCAGCGUUCUAUGUGCAUGUGCUCAUUUGGGAGCUUUGGAUACUGGGAUUUGGAUUCACUCGUAUUUGAAUCGGCUUCGGUUGCCGCUGAGUGUUCGUUUGAGCACUGGUCUUAUUGACAUGUAUGCUAAAUGUGGGAAAUUGGAUUUGGCUAGAGGACUGUUUUAUCAGAUGCCAAAGAGAGACACAGUUUGCUGGAAUGCUAUGAUUUCAGGAAUGGCAAUGCAUGGAGAUGGAGAAGGUGCACUUGAGCUGUUUAGAGAGAUGGAGGCUGCUUGGGUUAGGCCAGAUGAUAUCACCUUCAUUGCCGUGUUUACUGCUUGUAGUUAUUCAGGCAUGGCACAUGAAGGCAUGAAGGUGUUUGAUAAAAUGUGUCGGAUAUACAACAUUGAGCCGAAAAGCGAACAUUAUGGAUGUAUAGUCGACCUUCUAAGCCGUGCCGGUCUCUUUGAAGAAGCAAAGGAAAUAAUUCAAAGAAUGCCCAGUUCAAGUAAACCAUCUGAAGAAGCAGUGGCUUGGAGAGCGUUUCUUAGUGCUUGUUGCAAUCAGGGACAAGCUCAACUAGCUGAGGUUGCUGCGGAGAAACUCUUUCGGCUCGAACGCCACAGUGGGGUCUAUGUCUUGCUCUCAAAUUUAUAUGCUGCCGGGGGCAAGCAUGGUGAUGCCAGAAGAAUGAGGCAUUUGAUGAGAAACAGAGGAGUUGAGAAAGCACCAGGUUGUAGUUCGGUUGAGGUUAAUAGAGCAGUUCAUGAAUUCAUUGUGGGGGAGAAAACACACCGGCAAAUGGAAGAAAUACAAUUAGUUUUGGGGACCAUAAGCAAACAGUUGGAUUUUUUAGGCAGUUAUCCAUAUUUGUUUCUAGCUGACAAGACAUGACUCAAUUAAAUAAGGUUAAUUGCCGCCCAAUUCCUAACCUUGUAUUUCAUGCAGCUGAUA
This is a messenger RNA of Prunus dulcis (almond), 1698 nucleotides long. Its product is annotated as pentatricopeptide repeat-containing protein At5g66520-like. Gene Ontology annotation, biological process: RNA modification. NCBI's taxonomy places the organism in Eukaryota, Viridiplantae, Streptophyta, Magnoliopsida, Rosales, Rosaceae. Gene Ontology annotation, molecular function: protein binding; RNA binding. The transcript has a single exon. The record is from RefSeq and is a predicted model, not a curated record. Bases 31 to 1638 code for a protein of 535 amino acids.